UCUGUGUGUGGUACGGCAAGCGGUGGAGAGACUGGGUAGAGUGAAUACAGGCGACUGGUAUGCUUGAACGUCAAACUUUUCAAUUUCUAACCUCUUCAAAUUCACAAUCACGGAUUUUGUGAUCUACACCCUCUUCACACUGAACAACGUGGGACCACGAAGGACUUUUUUUCUGACCUGAGGACAGCGGCGAAGACACAAUCGACUGCUGCCCGACGUCCAAUCGGAAAAGCAGUCUCGAGGCGCUUCGAGCUGCUCCUGAGAUCACUACACGUUCUAAGAAGCCCACUGGAUUGUUCCUAUCUUGCGCCUGUUUUCUAACUAGAUCGUUUUUCGAUCCGUGAAGUCACAACCCCAGCAUCCUGGUGGUUUUGGCAUUACCGUGGAAGGAAUAAUUGCUGUUGCCUACUCGUAAUCGUGGACGGAGGUUGAGGCGUUGUGGAGACAAAAGGUAAAACAGACGAUGGCUUUCAGGAGGUUGAGUUGCAGCGUGAUAGCGAGGCUUCUGUAAGGUUACAGCGUUUACUGUUGUCCGAUUGACGUAAGUUGGCUUGUAACAAGUCGUAUUGACAAAAUCAGCCAACGUUUUGAAGUAGAAAGCCUUUUCAUCUUUGAGAUUGAAUUGAUUAGUCAUGUAGGGUAUUUGUAGCUUCCUAGAAGGUACGUUUCCCACAAAGUAAAUUAUACGACAUUUUACCAGUCGAAUGGAUAUCAAUUUUAUGUACGUUUAUUUUGUUUAUUUGUUGAAGCUAACGUCAGCUACUGAGGGGUAAUGUUAACGUUAGCCAGCGAGCUACAGCUAUGUGCCAUUUUGCGGCUCACUGAAUAAGUAAUAUCGCCAUCGUGGUUCAUGUUUUGUCCGUAUUGUUGUUUUUAAGAGGCUUUAUGAUGGUACUCCAAACAAGUUCUGCUUGUUUGAAAUUGUUGAUAGUCGAAUGAGUUGUGUGGGAUACACCGUAUUUGGUUUAAUUGGCGAGCUUCGGUUUGUAUGUAAUGAACCGAUUCAACAUGAAUUGCUUGCAUAGUUGUCGCCUCAACUGACGGUUCCUUCCCAAGCACUCUCGUCCUCCAAAGAAGAGUGGCUGUUUGUGGUAGCAAUAUUAUCUGUGCAAUCCAGCCAACGCUCUGUUUUGUUUUUCUUUUCCCUUUUUUUGUACUGGUUUUUCAUCGGCUGCCGUCAAGGAUAAGGAGGUUAAAAUUCACCAACGGAGAUCGAAAGAGCAAAAGGAUUGGGUCGAAGUGUGUUUUCCUCCGACUGAAGACUGGGCUUUGUCCGAGCGCCAGUGUGUGCUGGGAGGGGUGGCGGGCCGUUGCUCAUCUACUCGGAUUACUGAAAACGCCAGAUUUUCUGGAUUCCCCCUCUGAAAGGAUACAUUGAAGAUGUAUCCACAAGGCCGGCAUCCGGCGCCCCAUCAGCCAGGUCAGCCUGGAUUCAAAUUCACUGUUGCUGAGUCCUGUGACAGGAUCAAAGACGAGUUCCAAUUCCUGCAAGCCCAAUAUCACAGUCUGAAGGUGGAGUACGAUAAACUGGCUAAUGAAAAGACAGAGAUGCAGCGCCAUUACGUCAUGUACUACGAGAUGUCAUAUGGGCUGAACAUCGAAAUGCACAAGCAGACUGAGAUUGCCAAGCGCCUCAAUGCCAUUCUCGCUCAAAUCAUGCCUUUCUUGUCACAAGAGCACCAACAGCAGGUUGCGCAGGCUGUUGAGCGUGCCAAGCAGGUGACUAUGACGGAGUUGAAUGCCAUCAUCGGGGUACGUGGACUUCCCAAUCUGCCUCUCACCCCACAGCAACAUGCUGUCUACCCAGCCCUGAUGCAGCAACAGCUCCAGGCUCAGCACCUCUCCCACGCGGCCCACGGGCCUCCAGUGCAGCUUCCCCCACAUCCGUCGGGCCUGCAGCCCCCGGGCCUGCCCCCCGGCACGGGCUCUGGAUCCGGCCUGUUGGCCCUCGGAGCCCUGGGCAGCCAGCCUCACCUCCCCGUCAAGGACGAGAAGAACCACCACGACAUGGAGCACAGAGAUCGCGAGUCUAGCACGAAUAACUCGGUGUCCCCGUCAGACAGCCUGCGUGCCAGUGAGAAGCAUCGCGGCUCCUCAGACUACAGCCUGGACUCCAAGAAGCGCAAAGUGGAGGAGAAGGACAGCAUGAGCAGAUAUGAUAGCGAUGGAGACAAGAGUGACGAUCUGGUCGUGGAUGUCUCAGGUCACGAGGAUCCGGCCACCCCCAGAGUCAGCCCCACCCACUCGCCCCCGGAGAACGGGCUGGACAAGGCGCGCGCCCUGAAGAAGGAUGCCCCCAACAGCCCUGCCUCCGUCGCCUCCUCCGGCAGCACGCCCUCCUCCAAGGCCAAGGACCACUCCCACAAUGACAAGUCCUCCACGCCGGGUCUGAAGUCCAACACCCCCACGCCCCGUAACGAUGCGCCCACACCCGGCACCAGCAGCACCCCAGGGCUGAGGCCCAUCCUGGGCAAGCCCCCUGGCAUGGAGGCUCUGGCUGCCCCUGCUCUGCGCACCCCUCUGUCAAUCGCUGGUUCCUACGCGACUCCCUUCGCCAUGAUGGGUCAUCACGAGAUGAACGGCUCCCUGACGAGUCCUGGGGUCUACGCCGGCCUCCACAUCUCCCCUCAGAUGAGCGCCGCUGCUGCUGCCGCCUACGGACGCUCGCCCAUGGCGGGGUUUGAUCCACAUCCUCACAUGAGGGCUCCAGGCCUCCCCACCAGCCUCACCUCAAUCUCUGGAGGAAAGCCUGCCUACUCCUUCCACGUCAGCGCUGACGGCCAGAUGCAGCCGGUGCCCUUUCCGCCGGAUGCCCUGAUCGGGCCGGGCAUCCCGCGCCACGCGCGCCAGAUCAACACGCUGUGCCACGGCGAGGUGGUGUGCGCCGUCACCAUCAGCAACCCCACGCGCCACGUCUACACCGGCGGCAAGGGCUGCGUCAAGAUCUGGGACAUCAGCCAGCCGGGCAGCAAGAGCCCCGUGUCUCAGCUCGACUGCCUGAACCGUGACAACUACAUCCGCUCGUGUAAGCUGCUCCCCGACGGCCGCACGCUGAUCGUGGGCGGCGAGGCCAGCACGCUGACCAUCUGGGACCUGGCCUCGCAGACGCCGCGCAUCAAGGCGGAGCUGACGUCGUCGGCGCCCGCCUGCUACGCCCUGGCCAUCAGCCCCGACGCCAAGGUCUGCUUCUCCUGCUGCAGCGACGGCAACAUCGCCGUCUGGGACCUGCACAACCAGACGCUCGUCAGGCAGUUCCAGGGCCACACUGACGGCGCGAGCUGCAUCGAUAUCUCCCACGACGGGACCAAGCUGUGGACGGGCGGCCUGGACAACACCGUUCGCUCCUGGGACCUGCGGGAGGGCCGGCAGCUGCAGCAGCACGACUUCACCUCACAGAUCUUCUCGCUGGGCUACUGUCCGACGGGCGAGUGGCUAGCGGUGGGCAUGGAGAGCAGUAACGUGGAGGUGCUCCACCACACCAAGCCAGACAAGUACCAGCUGCACCUGCACGAGAGCUGCGUGCUGUCACUCAAGUUCGCCUACUGCGGUAAAUGGUUCGUGAGCACAGGGAAGGACAAUCUACUCAAUGCCUGGAGGACUCCCUACGGUGCCAGCAUAUUCCAGUCCAAGGAAUCCUCGUCUGUGCUGAGCUGUGACAUCUCGGCUGACGACAAGUACAUUGUGACGGGCUCCGGGGACAAGAAGGCUACUGUUUACGAGGUCAUCUACUGAGACGGAGGAGGAGGAGCCACCAAGGACUAGAUGGCGCACCCCUCUUUUUUUGGAACGGGUGCGCUUGAAGUGAGGGGGAGUCUGCUCACCCUCUACCUCUCCCCUUGCACUCAAAAAAAACUCCUCGGACCUACCCGGACCUCCUUCUGUUUCCCAGACAGCCGCCUCCCCCCUCUUCCUGGCUUGUGCUCUGGAGAUUCGAGAUGGGGGGAGAUUGGGGGGGGGUUGCGAUAUGGGGGAGGGAGACCGGUCAGCUCUGGAUUGAUAAACGAAACAGGCGACAGCGAUCGAUGUCCCUGGCCUCAUGUCUCACAGUGGAUGUUUGUUUGGCUUCAGUCUUCAGUAGAGCUUUGUUGCAUUACAGUACACGGCUAACACUUCCACGCCCAAUGCAGCUCCUUUUGGCACUAAAGAAGUAAAUACUGUCAUGCUGUUUGAAAUCAGUCGUUUUUUGUUUUGUUCGAGGUCUCCUUCUCCUGGGGUUGUGUUCUCAUCUUUCUGCGUUUUUUUUCUCUCUCCUUUGUUUUGUUUUAUGUUUUUUUUUUUUUUUUUAAACAAAAUGAGAAUGUUCUGUGAUGUAACAUGAAGCGGUGCUUCAUUUUUAAACUGUGCUCCUUGGACGUCUUGUGAAAAGUGUAAAUACUGGAGUAAUAAAGACAUUUUAUAAAUAUAUAUAUUAAAUAUAUAUAUAUUUUCAUGUCCUGGUAUACUUGUGAUGGUUUCUUCCCAUCUCCUAAAUGCUUGCAUAGAAAGUAGGUUAGAAGAUUUUUUUUUUUCCCCAAGCAUUUUUUUUUAUAAGCACAAUCUCCAGGCUGACCUUGUCUGUCAUUGGGGAGGGGGAGAAACUGAAUGAAAAAAGAAAAAAACUACACAGGAACUCCUGAGCCGGAACAUUUUGCAGAGAUGGAAAUGGAAAUAUUCUUUUUUUCCCCCUUUUUGGAUACAUCCUUUGGAUAUGAGCUGAAACAGGAAGUGGGCUGCUGGAUGUGUGCCCACUGCUUCCUGUUGGAGUGUGUGUGAAUUGGAGCGCACGCACGCGUGCACACGCAUGCACACACAGUCAAGCUUGCGCAGGACAACUGAGGGGAGGCACUGUUCGACGGAGACCUUGUAAAUGAAUCCAUAUCAUUAAACAUUAAGUUAAACUAACCGUA
Engraulis encrasicolus (European anchovy) is the source of this 4886-nucleotide messenger RNA. RefSeq names its product TLE family member 3, transcriptional corepressor b (gene tle3b). Lineage: Eukaryota; Metazoa; Chordata; Actinopteri; Clupeiformes; Engraulidae. Bases 1381 to 3732 code for a protein of 783 amino acids. The transcript has 21 exons. Gene Ontology annotation, cellular component: transcription regulator complex; nucleus. Gene Ontology annotation, biological process: regulation of DNA-templated transcription; negative regulation of canonical Wnt signaling pathway. Gene Ontology annotation, molecular function: protein binding; transcription corepressor activity. The record is from RefSeq and is a predicted model, not a curated record.